AAUGUGCACGCCACAGCAGAGCCUGCAGGAGGAAGCAGGAAGCUCCAGCAUAUAGAUUGUAGUGAAUAAUCGUGCCAAGCCAGCCCCACCAGCACCAUCAUGGCGUGGCCGUGCCUCACGCGUGCUUGCUGCAUCAACCGUUUCUGGACCGAGCUGGAUAAGGCGGACAUCGCAGUGCCUUUGGUUUUCACCAAAUACUCCGACGUGGCCGACGUGCACCACCUCCCCCAGCGCAGGCAGCCGAGGCGGGCUGCGGAGAGCCAGCCGGAGGUCGCGAAGGCACCACCCGCCUCCUCCACCACCACCACCGAGCCCCCUGCCGCAUCGGGCAAGGACGCCUCCGCUGCGUCCGUCACCCGCCAAGACUUCCAGGCGUGGAAGGUGCGACCGGAGCCCAGCUGCAAGCCCAGAAACGAGUACCAGCCCUCGGCCGCGCCGUUCAUCCCGGAGACCCAGUAUCAGAAGGACUACAAAGCCUGGCCCAUCCCCAAGAAGCACGACCACCCCUGGAUCCCCAAAGCCGACCUCGCCCCUGCCGGCGGGGCGGGGAGGGUGGAGUCGGAGACCGGCGUGGAGAAGAGCGAGAUCGAGGAGAAGCUCCAGGAGAAGGAGGUGAAGGAGCCGGCCAGGAGGGACAAGUCUAGGGAGAGAAAAGAGGUGGAGAAGAAGGCGGAAGAAGCGCAGGUGUGCGCUGAUGUGCAGCAGAAGAAGAAAGGCAGGGCGGUCGCAGACGCGCUUAAUAGACACAUUAAGGAGACCAUGACUACUUCCAGCAGCUACAGAACUGAAUUCAAGGCCUACAAGGAUGUGAAACCAGUGAAGCCGAUCAAGGCCACGUCCCAGUACAAACCACCAGCAGAGGAGACCAGUCUGGAAACCAGCUACAGCGCCACCUUCAGGGGGGAGCAGGUGAAGGCCCAGGCUAGUGACAACAAGCUGAUGGAGCGCAGGAGGAUACGCAGUCUGUACAGUGAGCCGGGCAAAGACCCCGCCAAGACCGACAAGGCGGCGUUUCGCACCAGGCCAAAAAAGAAAGCGACGACGAUGACAUCGGGGAAGGUGGUGAAAAAAGCAAAAGAAAAGCAGCUUGCUGGUUCGGCUUCAGCCAAGAAGAAAGAAGCGGCUGCCGUGGCGUCCUCAGAACCUCCAGGGGAUGGAGGCGUCUCCAAGAAGAGCAAAGAGAUAAGCAAUAGACUGGCCGAGGCAAAACAGUAAAAAAAAAAAACUAAGAUAGCAUCGUGUUCUUUAUGCCUUUUUCUCAUUUAGUGUUUAGCUGAGAAGUCCAUUAUUGCAGUGUGUGUGUGAAAGAGAGAGUGUGUCUGUGGGAUCAAAGCGGCUUUUUUUUAAUUAUUAUUGAGCACAUAAUUUGCACAUUAUUUAUUAUAGGAGUCAUCUUUACUCUGAAUAUAAGAGCCUUUGCUGUGUGUGCUAUACUAAAGGGCGUUUUUACCUCCAGAAUCACAUCCGAUGAUUGUAUAAACUCACUUUUUAGGUUUUUGUGGGUCUGUUUCCUAGUCACAGUGCCUCGGCUGAAAGGUCCUGGUGUUCUUUUCCUCUUCGUUCUUCUGGGUGAUAUCCAGUUUCGUUUUGUUGCUAAGAAACCAAAUCAAUUUGACUAUAAUUCCCUGCAGCUUGCAAGCCCCCCUUCAUUUUUGGUUGAACAGCAAUACAAUAUUCUAGCAAGCUUACUUAGGCCAUCACAUUCUAGCUUGUAAAUUAAGCCUUUUUGGGUAUAAAUAUAUACUAUUUGAAAUGUAUGCAUGUGUAGUUAUUAGGUUCUGGUUGCCAGAUAGUUUAUAGUGGCUGAAAUAAACACACACCAGCAAGGUAGCUCCCACAAACACAUUUACUGUAACACUAAUAAUGACAAUACUCUAUUAUUUUUAAUGAUGACUCAACUUUUCCUUCGAGCUACAAACACGGACGUCUAAAAAUUAGGAUAAUAUACGUAUACACGCUGUCAAAUCAUAUGGUUUGUUAACUUUGUUCUAUAAACAACCACAUUACUUGAAUGCAUCAUUACUGAACGUCUUGCGACAAUUGCGGUGCGUUCGAGACUACCCGGAAAACAUAAUACCGUCCUUUUAAUGAUGAUGCUGUCUCUCAAAGCUACACGAUAAACACUGGAGUCUAAGUAUUAAGAGGGGAAACGUUGUAAUUCAACCAGAAUAAACACACACACUCAAAUUAUCUAUUUGUGUUUAACUUCGACUAUCCUCUUAUCACCUGAACGUACCAUGAUUUAAAUUGUGGUGCGUCCAAUACUCCUUGGAAAACAUAAUAUCGUCCUUUUAAUGAUGAUGUUGGCUUCGAGCCCGCCGUAUUUUUCUCCAAGGUACAAGAUAAACACUGGAGUCUAAGUAUUAAGAGGGGAAACGUUGUAAUUCAGCGAGAAUAAACACACACACACUCAAAUUAUCUAUUUUUGUUUCAGUUCGACUAUUCUCUUAGUCGAACUGUGGUGCGUUCAACACUCCCCGGAAAACACAAUACCAUCAUUUAAUGAUGAUGCUGUCUCUCAAAGCUACAAGAUAAACACUGCAGUCUAAGUAUUAAGAGGGGAAACGUUGUAAUUCAGCGAGAAUAAACACACACACUCAAAUUAUCUAUAUUGGUUUAAAUUCGACUAUCCUCUUAUCACCUGAACGUACCAUGAUUUCAAUUGUGGUGCAUUCAGUAUUCCCCGGAAAAUACAAUACCGUUCCUUUAAUGAUGAUGUUGGCUUCGAGCUCGCCGUAUUUUUCUCAAAGCUACAAGAUAAAACAAUGAAGUCUAAGUAUUACGAGGGAAAAGUUGUAAUUCAACGAGAAUAAACACACACAAACACACCGAAAUGAUAUAUUUUUAUUUAAAUUCUACUAUCCUCUUAUCACCUGAAUGUACCAUGAUUUCAACUGUGGUGCGUUCGGGACCACUCGGGAAUGCUUCAGAGUAACACAACUUGGCGACAAUGCGCUAACAUUUUAACAUAUAUGUUGCAGAUAAUUUGACUGUGGUUAUGUGUGUGCGUGUUUGUAUUCAUAACUGACCUCUGCAGCUUGCUGCCCACUAUAGAAUGGAGUCCAUUACACCAUCACCGCAACAACAGCAACAAAGUGCCACAAGUCCACUCCCACUUCCUGGUGCUGAAAGGCCAACAUCUUUUGUCGUGGUCUGCUUAAUAGGUUGUGUUGUUCUCUUGCUCACCGACAGAGAACGCUAAUGAGACAGAAAAGACAAAUUACUGCGGAGGUGUUGUGAUUUUUUUUGUGUGCGUGCUCGUUUUGGAAGAACUCAGAUUAAAAACAACAAACACGUGAAUGUCAACUGCAUCUUGUGACUUAUUUGUUUUUAGAACAUUGUUUUUGAUUACUGUACUUACAUGUUUGAUAAUAAAUCACCAUAA
This is a messenger RNA of Nerophis lumbriciformis (worm pipefish), 3385 nucleotides long. It is a transcript of the gene map6b, whose product is annotated as microtubule-associated protein 6b. Gene Ontology annotation, molecular function: microtubule binding; calmodulin binding. Gene Ontology annotation, cellular component: Golgi-associated vesicle; cis-Golgi network; microtubule. The record is from RefSeq and is a predicted model, not a curated record. Gene Ontology annotation, biological process: microtubule cytoskeleton organization; cytoskeleton-dependent intracellular transport; regulation of microtubule cytoskeleton organization. NCBI's taxonomy places the organism in Eukaryota, Metazoa, Chordata, Actinopteri, Syngnathiformes, Syngnathidae.